UGACACCACCCUAAGUCAUAAAAUAACCCCAUAAACCACAGCUACUCAGCCAGAACAGUUCGUGAUAUUUAAAUCCCAAAGCGUGUGGAAUUUAGAAUGUAAAUAAAGGAGGAGAAUUAAAAUGAUGGUCACAAGACGGCGUCCCAUCCUUGUAUCAUACGUGGUGGUUCUAUUCACUGUUUCCUCAGAGAAUGUGAAAUGCGUGUUGAGUAACCAGUUAAAUGAAAUUGAGUGUUUGGGGAAAAUUAUAACCCAGUACAAAGGACUAUAUAGCUGUCCAUGGGACAUCACAACUACAUGUCGGGGUGCAUCAUGCUACGAACUGGAAUCGGAAUGUGGCGUUCAGGAUCCAGGAGUGACAAAUGUAUCAAUCACAGUGUAUAUGUCAAUGAUUCCAUUCCUUGAAGACCACAAGGUGAUUCAAGCCAAAUAUUGUCCAUGCAAGAACCAUGCGUUCGUAUGCAAUCUUACUAGCAACAUUUUAGUAGUAGAUCCUGAAAAUACACAAUGUCUAUCAACUACGGUGGAAAAUAUUAAUUCAGUGACAACAGAGAGUCCAGCGACCAACACAAGAAAAGAAUACACUACAGUGUGUCCAGACACUAACGUCAUUGUAGAAAGCACUUGUUCUAAAGAAAGUGGUGUCACUCUUGGUGCAGUUGUUGGGGCUACAUUUGGCGGAGUACUAUUUACUUUGGUUGUGAUUGGCUUUUCCAUCUUUUUGUUCAAGAAGAUAAGAAAUUCAAAAAAUCCUGAAAAAGUUAGAAAUAUUCGAAAUGAAAUGGCAACACAGAACCCAGCAUACGGAAGUCAAUCGGAUAUGACACCUUUGGAACAAAACCAGCUGCGAACCAAUACAAUGAAUAGCACGGAAUAUUACUCCUCUAUUAGUGAAAAUUCUAUAAAGUUUCCACAAAAAGUAUCCCAUGUUCGACCAAUAGUACGAUAUGAAAAUGAACCUCUAUCACAGCAAAUAAAAAGUGAUGUUGAAAUAUAUGAUCACCUGAAUGAAUCAAAACGUAGAAAUGAUAAUGACAACUAUGAUCUUGCAACGCCAGUUACUGUGACUAAGCCACCAUCAUCAUCAGAUUACGAUGUACUGAAAUGCUCUAAAUCUGACAAUGAGUACACAGAAGUGAUAGGUGAUGGAUUUCAGCAAUAAAGUUGAAUUUACAUGCAUAACAUUUUGUAAUAUGGCAAGUUAUGCAUGUAAAGUAUUUGCCCUCCAAUUACUUGUAUUUGUAUUAAUUGUGGUAAAAAAGAAAGCACAGGGUCAGAUAUUCAAAUAAAUUUAGCAUUUUUGCAA
Saccostrea cuccullata (small rock oyster) is the source of this 1306-nucleotide messenger RNA. RefSeq lists its product as uncharacterized. The transcript is spliced from 8 exons. Lineage: Eukaryota; Metazoa; Mollusca; Bivalvia; Ostreida; Ostreidae. The record is from RefSeq and is a predicted model, not a curated record. The coding region runs from base 122 to 1162 and encodes 346 amino acids.